Messenger RNA from Pseudopodoces humilis (Tibetan ground-tit), 2780 nucleotides. Its product is annotated as pantetheine hydrolase VNN2-like. NCBI's taxonomy places the organism in Eukaryota, Metazoa, Chordata, Aves, Passeriformes, Paridae. Gene Ontology annotation, molecular function: pantetheine hydrolase activity. The record is from RefSeq and is a predicted model, not a curated record. Gene Ontology annotation, biological process: pantothenate metabolic process.
UAACCACUGAUAACAGUAAACACUUCUUCGAGGGCAGUGCAGAAAAAACCCUUUUGUUACCUGACUGCUGAGUCAGAACCAAAGAAGGAGCUGGGAGGCUGCAGCCAUGCUCCCUUCCCAGGCUCUCCUGCCCGCAGUGGUGUUUGCACUCGCAGCCCUUCAGGCCCUUGCCUCCGACACCUUCAUGGCAGCUGUCUAUGAGCACGCCGUCAUCCUGCCAGGUCCCACCGAGGAGCCCGUUUCUCCCGACAGUGCUUUGGCCCUGAUGAAUAAAAACAUGGAUGUCCUGGAAGGGGCCAUCAAGGAAGCUGCCCAGCAGGGUUCCCACAUCAUCGUGACUCCUGAAGAUGGCAUCUAUGGCUGGCGAUUGACAAGAGAAUCCAUCUACCCCUACCUGGAGGAUAUCCCAGAUCCAGUGGUGAAUUGGAUUCCCUGCACUGACCCCUCAAGAUUUGGUCCAGCACCAGUGCAGGAACGACUCAGCUGCAUGGCCAGAAAUAACUCCAUCUAUGUGGUUGCAAAUAUUGGGGACAAGAAGCCGUGUGACUCCAGUGAUCCCGACUGCCCCAGGGACGGUCGCUACCAGUACAAUACGGAUGUCGUGUUUGACACACAGGGGAAGCUGGUGGCUCGUUACCAUAAGUACAAUCUGUUUAGAGGUGAAACUCAGUUUAAUUACCCAAAAGAGCCAGAAGCUGUCAUCUUUGAGACUCCUUUUGGGAAGUUUGGCAUUUUCACUUGCUUUGACAUCCUUUUCUAUGAGCCUGCCGUGGUUCUGGUGAGCAAGAUGCAGGUGGACACCGUGCUCUUCCCAACAGCUUGGAUGAAUGUCCUGCCCUUUCUGACUGCAAUUGAGUUUCACUCUGCUUGGGCUAUGGGCAUGCGUGUUAAUUUACUUUCAGCAAAUACUCACAACACCAGCAUGGCAAUGACAGGCAGCGGGCUGUUCACGCCCGAAGGACCUGCUGCCUACCACUAUGACAGUGUCACGGAGGAGGGACAGCUCCUGCUAGCAGAGAUGAGUGCACACCCCCGUCUUUCCCCCACCUACCCUCCUGCCAUCAACUGGAGUUUGUAUGCCACCAGCAUCAAGAAAUUUCCUGGAGAAAAUGACACUUUCUCUGGAGCUGUCCGGAAGGAUAUAUUCACUUUCAGUGAACUCAAGCACAAGGAUGGAAAUUACACUGUUUGCCAAGGAGACCUUUGCUGUCAUCUGGUUUACCAGAUGUCAAACAAGAGGAAAGAUGAAGUUUAUGUCCUGGGUGCAUUUGAUGGGCUUCACGGUUCUGUCAUAAAGUACCAUUGGCAGAUCUGCAGUCUGCUAAAGUGCCCCAGCACAAACCUGAGCACAUGUGGGCAGCCCAUGGAGACAGCUCAGACCAAGUUUGAGAUGUUCUCCCUCAGUGGCACAUUUGGCACCAGCUACGUCUUCCCAGAAGUGCUGUACAGCGGGGUGCAGCUGGCCCCCGGGGAGUUCCAGGUGCUACGUGACGGGCGUUUGAACAGCAAGCACGGCACAUCGAAACCGCUCCUAACAGCGACACUUUUUGGAAGACUUUAUGAGAAGGACCAGCCACAUCCUCUGCGUAUUUCCCCAUAAAGUAUCUCCUUAGGAGUUACACACUAACCAGAGGCAGGAGGGGAAUUUCCUCCUGAACUGCAGCAGUUACCCUGUAUGAUUCCUGUUCUGCAAUACUGCAUUUCUGCUCAGCAGCUGUGGCAGUUGGGCUUAUCUGGGAGAAAAUGGUGUGUUCACUCUGCUGUGCAUGCCUUUUUAACAGUGCUUGAGCCAGUGCAAUCAUUUUUUAGUAUGCAUGAUCUGUCACAUGAAACUUUUAAUCAGAAAUUUUGUUUCCCCAAGAUAGCAUACAGAUUACUAAGAUUACAGUAGAAAGAAAACAUACCAAAAUCUAUGAAAUGGGGUUUGUCAUUUUACUGGAGAAUAAAUUUGCUCCAAGAAAGCCUUUCUGUCCAUAUUGCCCCUUCCUGUUUUUCAGACUAAUGUAUAAUCAUUAGGUUUCUGCAUUUUUCAGCCUUACAGCCCAAUCAACAGGGCCUACUUAACACUCAAUGAGCCUUGGCCCCAUUCUGACCAAGGUACUUUGCAAUAAAGAGAAAAUCAGAUUUAAAAUUAUCUUAGGUGCAAUCAUGGAGAGAGAAGGUGGUCCUCCACAGCCCACCCAGGUGUUGGGUCUGGCUAAGGUCAUAAAGCACAUCCAGUUCUGCAGUUCCUCUGGUCUUGUACCUCUUUGUACAUGGCAGAUGGGUGUUGGGUCCAGUGCACUUCACAUCCAACUUACAAUAUAAACACAGUACUCCAAUACCUUCUGGUUACAUGAGUAAUUUCUUCAAAACUGUUAGGAUAUAUGAAAUAGGCAGUCUUUUAGCACCUGAAACACAUUUCACCCUGUAGUGUGAAAAAUGGGCCUUAUUUUGGAUUUCUAGCAAUGAUGUAUCCAAUUUAGCAGCCCUGGGCCUCAUGUCUGUCUGUCUUGAUAUGGAGCAAAAAGAGCUUUGUUUGCAUCAAAUAUGCCGUGGAGUGGUCCCUACCCCCACGCUUAUCCCAUAGUAUUUUGCAUCUACUGCCAUUCUUACAGCCUGCACCAAGGUUAGCACUGAGCUGUGAUAAAUGUGGCAUGUAAGAAACACUCUGUGGCUUGCAUCGUGCACACCUAUGUAUGUUAUCCAGAAGUUGUUGGAAUCACAUGAUUCCUGAUUUCCCCCCGUGCUGCAGCUUCUCAGUGUGCAACUUCAGGGGCUCCUUCUGUGAGUUUUUUUCA